Messenger RNA from Ictalurus furcatus (blue catfish), 3262 nucleotides. It is a transcript of the gene rab35b, whose product is annotated as RAB35, member RAS oncogene family b. Gene Ontology annotation, biological process: endocytic recycling. The record is from RefSeq and is a predicted model, not a curated record. Gene Ontology annotation, molecular function: GTP binding; GTPase activity. The transcript is spliced from 6 exons. Gene Ontology annotation, cellular component: endosome membrane; plasma membrane. NCBI's taxonomy places the organism in Eukaryota, Metazoa, Chordata, Actinopteri, Siluriformes, Ictaluridae. The coding region runs from base 1410 to 2015 and encodes 201 amino acids.
UGUGGCAGAUGUAAGGGAGGAGGGGAAUUUAAAAGUGUCUCAGAUUUUUCAACAAGAAACACUUCUGCGCCUCGUUCCUAGCUCCUCUGAAAGCUUCCUCACGCCUCUUUCCUCAUGGUGCAAUUAGAGAAUUGAUAUGUCCUUCAAGAUGGUUGAUGUUGAUCGAUUUCCGGUUCACGGGCUGGAGGAGCGAGGAAACAAAGAAGCAUCAAUUUGAGUAUUGAGAAGCACCCCUGGAUUACCUCACUGCGCUUCAGGGAUCUGACGUUAUAUUGUUGGAGCUUGGUUAAUAACAACAUACUUUUUAAAGCAAAAUGCACUGAUAGUAUGUUGUCUGGGUUAUUCAACAAUGAAUUGAUGAACAAUACAUAAAUUAUCUCAUCUUGUGUGCAGCUUUGCACAUCCAAACAUGCAAGGAUCAAAUAAUUACAACACUCUUUGUAAGCAUAUUAUUUAAUUAUAUUUCACACAAAAUUCUGAGGACUUUUUUUGUUUGCGAUUGUGGCAGAUGUAAAGGAGGAAGGGAAUUUAUACAUGCGUCAGGGCUGCGUCCGAAAUCGCGUACUACCUUACUACACAGUAGGCGAAAAGCAGUACGCCAGAGGGGUAGUAUGUCCGAAUUCCCUUUUUUUCUUUUCUGUUUUUUUUUUUUUUUAAUUUUUGAGCAGGCGAGAAAUACACGGAUGGUGUACUGCUUCCUGCGAGAUUUUGCAGUAUGCAACCGAUACUGCACCUUUGCAUCGGCAACAAACUCAAACAAAAAGUCAUUUAAUGUUAUGGAAUUUUGUGUGAAAUAUAAUUAAAUAAUAUGCUUACAAUGAGUAUUGCAAUUAAUUGAUCUUUACAUGUUUGGAUAUGCAAAGCUGCACAAAAAAAUGCGUUAAUUUAUGUAUUGUUUUUGUUCAUUGUUGAAUAACCCAGACAUUUCACAUACUAUCGGUGCAUUUAGCUUUAUUAAGAAUGUUGUUAUUAACCAAGCUCCAACAACAUGCACCAAUUUGAGUAUUGAGAAGCAGCCUGUUAUCGCUGCACAUCGCGAGAAUGAAGUUUUUCCGCGAGCUUGUGCGAGAUUACGUGCAACACGCAAACUACCGCGCAUGCGAGUUUAAGCUUAAUGCGGCAACUUUUCACAGCGUCGACUAUUUACGUUACACGGGAGCAAAUUGGGAGAUGCCAUUAGCUUAGCAUUCAGUUCGAAAAGGAAGCCGAGUUUCCGCUUUACGUGUAGAGCUAAACGUCGAGGGCGAAAAGACUCCCGCUUUUUGGAAAAAGAAACGCCCGUUUAAUGUUUAAUUUCACUACCGAUAGGUCGUCUGCCGAAUUAAUUUAGCGCGGAUUCAUUUCAUGUGCCGGAACUGGAGGUGUAAAACGACGGCGCAGGCGCGGCGAGUUUAGCCGAGACUACCGGCAUGGCCAGGGACUACGAUUACCUCUUCAAACUGCUCAUUAUCGGCGACAGCGGUGUAGGGAAGAGCAGUCUUCUACUGCGCUUUGCAGACAACACAUUUUCAGGUAGUUAUAUUACCACUAUAGGAGUUGACUUCAAGAUCCGAACAGUAGAGAUCAAUGGUGAGAAGGUGAAGCUACAGAUCUGGGACACAGCGGGCCAGGAGCGCUUCCGAACCAUCACCUCCACGUAUUACAGAGGAACCCAUGGGGUCAUAGUGGUAUACGAUGUUACCAGUGCCGAAUCUUUUGUCAACGUUAAACGAUGGUUGCAUGAAAUUAAUCAGAAUUGUGAUGACGUAUGUCGAAUAUUAGUGGGUAAUAAGAAUGACGACCCAAACUCUAAAGUUGUGGAGACAAAUGAUGCACAAAAGUUUGCAGAGCAGAUGAGCAUCCGCCUGUUCGAAACAAGUGCAAAAGAGAACAUUAAUGUGGAGGAGAUGUUUAGCUGCAUCACGGAGCUGGUGUUACGGGCAAAGAAGGAAUCUGUGGCCAAGCAGCAACAGCUGCAACAAAAUGAUGUUAUUAAGCUCAGCAAGAACAGCAAACGAAAGAAAAAGUGUUGCUAGUUGAUCUCAAACCUGACCGCAGCACUCACUCCAGAAUCCCUAUAGAGAAAAGGACUAUGAUCACCUAAAUUAAGAGUGGAGAAAGCUUAAUAAAGAUAAUCGUGAAAUGCAAAAGAGAAAAACAUGUCCCUUUUGGACAUAUACAAAUCAUGAAGACUUUUUAAAGAAAAUGUACAGAUUUUAUUAGAAUUAAGGAAUUUUUAAGUGGGAAUUCAAUAGAUGUGGUAUUUAAUAAAAGAUCCUCCUUCUUUCUUGAAGGACCUGCAAGCUGACAUGUUCACUGUAAUGUGCAGAUUUUUAUAUGCACAGAGUUAUUCAGCCAUGUCUGUCUUUUUUCUGUUUCUCUUUGGGUCUCCAUCUCAGGAGUGUGUUUCUUUUUCUUUUUUGUUUAUGGAAUAGAUUUAUUUUCUAGAAAGAGUGAAGAGAAAAAGCAGUUUUUCUCCGAACAUGAAAUCUUAGAUGCCAACAACUCAUGAUUUUUCACCUUUAUGAAGUUGACAGAAACAAAGAAUUACUUUGAUUUGUAUAUCCAGUGACACUGGUGGUGCAAGUUUUUUGUUCUUGUGGAUUUUUUUUUUUGUGUGUGUGCUCCCCAAGGUUUUUUUUUUCCUGGUAUCUGCAGUAUAAGCACACAAAAUCAGUGCCAUAGUGGACUGGUGUCAUUCUUUAAUGUUGCCAUGCUAAUGCAUAUGGCACUGCCAAAUUGGAAGACUUGUUCUGGUGUGAAUCUUCAUCACAGAGGUCUGAACAUUCAUAUCAUCUGCCACUGUUUUCCAUGUUCAGUCUUCUAGCUCUCCUUUUCUCAAGAUGAACACUCUUUACCCGUGACUGAACAAGACUAAACAGUUUCCACCAGGUAAUCAGAAACAACUAUUUGAUAGUUGCAGGAAAUUCUGAGAAGGAGAAAUGAUGCUCAUUAAACAUCCUGCUUCAGAGUGACUCAUUUUCUGUUUGAGGAAGGAAUUGAACUAAAAGGUCAUGUAAAAAGUAAAAGUAUUGAGUCUUUAUAUCUAUAUAAUUGCAGUUGAACUUGUUCUCUUCACACAACCUCAUAACCUUAAUCCACUAUAAUUAGAGCUAAAUACCCAGAAUCAUUUCUGUAUUAAUGGCAGGUUGGUUUGAUGUUCUACAAGGGCCAUGUAGUGACCCAUUAAACCAAGUAAAGGAAUCAUGGCAACAUGUCUAUCUGACUUUUUAUCCAUUAUGCACGUGUGUGUGUGUGUGUGUGUGUAUGUAUGUGUAUAUAU